Messenger RNA from Manacus vitellinus (golden-collared manakin), 4005 nucleotides. It is a transcript of the gene RGS10, whose product is annotated as regulator of G protein signaling 10. NCBI's taxonomy places the organism in Eukaryota, Metazoa, Chordata, Aves, Passeriformes, Pipridae. Gene Ontology annotation, biological process: regulation of G protein-coupled receptor signaling pathway. Gene Ontology annotation, molecular function: G-protein alpha-subunit binding; GTPase activator activity. The transcript has 5 exons. Bases 276 to 779 code for a protein of 167 amino acids. The record is from RefSeq and is a predicted model, not a curated record.
GGAACUGCGCUCUGCUCGGGCUCCUGCCUCAUCAGCCGCUUCUCAGUGCCCAGCUCCUGCGGGCUGCUCUUACUGGGGGCGAGGUAACAGCCCAGAGCUCCAGAGCGCGGAGUCAGGCUGUGAAUCGACUUCGAAGAGUUCGCCUUUGGAGGGAGCGUCUGAAGCUGGAAUGGAAGUUACCAAGGACUCGCCAGUUCCCUGUGCAGACGGGCGCUGUGCCGUGUCUGUGUGCUCUCUGCCCGCGCUGCUGCCGGUCUGUCCAUCCCGAGGCGGUGAUGUCUGAGAUAAAUGACAGCGAGGGUCACCCAAGCAGCAGCCACCAAACCCUGAAAGGAACCUCAAAAUGGGCCACGUCGCUGGAGAACCUCCUCGAGGACCCCGAGGGAGUGAAACGCUUCAGGGAGUUUUUAAAGAAGGAAUUUAGUGAAGAAAACGUUUUGUUCUGGCUAGCAUGUGAAGAAUUUAAGAAAACACAGGGAAAAAAACAGAUGCAAGAAAAAGCUAAGGAGAUUUACAUGACCUUCCUGUCCAGUAAAGCUUCCUCCCAGGUCAAUGUUGAAGGGCAGUCCCGUUUGAGCGAGACCAUCUUAGAGACACCUCACCCCCUCAUGUUUCAGAAGCUCCAGGACCAGAUAUUCAACCUCAUGAAAUACGACAGCUACAGCCGCUUCCUGAAGUCAGACAUAUUCCUAAACCAUCAGAAGUGUGAGGAGCAAGAGGAGAAUUCACCAGAGGCUCAGACUGCAGCCAAAAGAGCAUCGAGAAUUUACAACACAUGAUACAACGGGUCUCUUCAGGAGAGGCAACACAGUAAUGGAAUCACACUCAGGAACAGUCUAGGGUUAGAGCAGCUGCAUUUAGGGCUUGGAAAGCUCCAAACCUUUUUAGGAGAUUUACCUUCUUAAUUGCUUGAAUGACUAAUUGUUUUUGCAUGAUAGCUAUUAACCAAGCACCCAUGGAAAGACUGUUUCCUGGAUAAAAGGCUGAGGUGUUCCUCCAGAGCAUGACUUGCCAUCCAUAUUUCACAGGUUAAAAUGCUUUCAAUUCUUGUGUUUUCUUUUGUCACCAGUGAUGAUGAGAAGUGGGAGACAGGGUGGUUGUUGUUUUAUUUUUGCCUUGCAAUUUUUAUUUGUGACUAGCUUUUACACCCUGAACUGCUGGGAGAAGCUACUGAGGAGUGCAUUUCACAUUACUUUGUGGAUGAGUCAUUCAUAGCAAAUCCAAUCACCAAGGGACAGCAUCUUUCAUAUUUAAGUUCAGUAGAAUCCAAUCCCUUCCUAUGUAACUUUCUUUCAUGGUGAUACCUGUUUAGCUUUGCCUUCAUUGUUCAAUCAAAAUACUUCUCUAGUCAUGAUUUUAAUUUCUGUAUUUCCUAAUUUCCCCCCCUUUUUUUUUCCUUUUUUUUUUCCCUUUUUUUGGCAGUAGACAAUCACUUUCUUCAGAAGGUGGAAUAAUCUUUAUUCCCUUGGGAACAGAAGCCCUAAAAUAGACAGAGUCUCUGCAGAACUUCAGACUGCCAUUAGGAAACGUGACAGUAAAUAUCCCACUAGGGCACACUGAUUCCAGCAAACCUUCCCUGGGGCAUGUCCUGCAUGUCAGUGGAACAUCAGUGCUGGGAAGCAUCUGGUCUCUCCCAGGUCUCCAGGACAAUCCUGCUCUUUGCAGCAAGAGCACUUUGGCAAAGGACCAACAAACCAAAUCUGGUUUUGUUUUACUAAAAUCUCUCCACUGAAGUCACCCUGCCUUCUUUUGUUUGCUCCAGAAAAGUAUUUCAGGGUUUUUUUUUUUUCCCCUAAUUGUGACUUUUUGGAGAGCUGCAGUGGAACAGGGGGUUGGCAUUGGGGUUCAGCCAUUCUCACACCAACUUGAGAGGAAGGGGAAUUUAUUUCUGCCUGGUGCCAUGAAAGAUGAAAUGUCAGGGUGGGUAAAAGAAGACACUCCCCAUGAGCUCCCAUGUUGUCCUGGGAAUGUGUCAGAGCUGCAAAGCACAUCUUGGGGCACAGUUUUUCAGGUGUUCAAAUAUUUUUUUUUUAAUUAUUUCAUUUUCAGUGUUAUUGAAUUGCAGUUUAAGUUGGGAAAGUGUAUUAACCACUCACUCUAUUUACAAACCUCUCAGUCUGUAGUUUAGCUGUUUCUCUCAUUAUUUACUUUCUCAUUUUUUUUGCACCACUUGUCUUGAACUUUUGUUUAUGUGCUGGCUAAUCUCAAUGCACAGUUAGCUUUUAAACAUUUUAUACUUCUUUUUUUGUCAGAAAGGCCAGAUAUGUUUUGCAUGUUACUGUCACCAUCAGUGUUCUAAGCUAAAUCUAGGCUGCCAUUAUUGAGAAUGCAAACUCACUUUCUAGACUUGAUUAUUCCUCUUUAACUCUGAGCCACUCUUUCAGGUGAUGUACAAAGAAAGUUGUUUCCUUGGGCUUUUCCCUAGUUAGAUGUACAAGUGGGAAUGGAAGUUCUGAUUCUUCCCCCAGAGCUACAUGCCCUGCUCGUUUGUAGGAAAUCAAAGGAGAGGUCAGUGCCUCCAUAUGCUUGUUGUAAGGUGUAAUUCUUAUGCACUGAGUUAUUUUUCCUUUUAUGCUCUCAAAAGAUUUGGUGGUGAAGUCAUAUUUCUUCAGGCACUUUCUGUGGCAUUUGACCUCAUGUUUAAGCUGUAUUUCAAUGUUUUAUCAAAUAGGGAUGAAUUAAACACGUGCAUGAAGCUAUUUUUUUUAUUUUUUUUUUUUUUUCUGAGGGGUCCUAGGAAAUGGGACCAUCCAGUUCUGGACUUGCCAACUCUUUGUAAUUUCAGGAUUACCUCUUCUGAAAAUCCACUGUAAUAACGAUCUCUUAGUGCCUGCACAGCACAGGAUGGAACUUCUGAUAGCUUUGAAUUCCUUGAGAGUGAGCAGUUUAACCAGCUUAGGAGUUGGGAUUUGUCUCUCCCCAGUAUUUGCUGCAGAAGUUUUAGUGGUAUUGAAAACUUCAGGAGGGGGAUCUUCAUGGGAAAAAUGCAGAAUGAGCUCUUACCACAUUCAUCACAUGGAUGCACAGCAGAUUCAUUUUUAAUCAUAUUGAUUUAAAAAAUGCAUGAAAAAGGGAGAAGAGUCUUUGACUAUCAUGUCUUAAAAUAAAUAUAAAGAAUAAAACCAGGAGCUGUAUGAACAAAGGUAGGGCAUUAAAGAGAGAAAAUAUUUGUUUGUAGCUGCUUAUAAACAACAUUUUCCUUGGCACUGUGCUGCCUACCAGGUGCUGUCUUUGCUUGUUAAAAGCAAGUGCCCCAUAUGAGUAGACACCAAGGUGCUUUACACUAUUGCCAGACUAAAGUUACUCAAAUGGAAAUGUAUUUUUAGCAGCAUCUCAAUACCUGUGAUGUUUAUUUCAAUACCUGUUAUGAUUCUAAUAUGCCUAAAUCCACAAAAUGCUUAAUCUUUGAAUUGCUCUUUUACCUCAGAGGUAAAAAGUGGAUUGCCCCAUUGGCUGGCUUGUUUGUGGUAUCUGGUUUUGUUUUAUUUUCUUUUUUAGAACAUCAAGAAGUAGACUUGCAAGGUACAGAAAUCAAAGACCUUUUCCUAUUCAUUAGAUUAUCUGUAUUUUUCAGUAAACAGUAACCAAAUUAAAACCUAGCAAGCAGAUGUCUGUAAUUGCAACUUGUAUCUGUGUGGAGAAAGUUAUUUUACUUCUGUUGAUUUUGUCACUGGCCAAACUUACUUUGGGAAAUAGAUGACAUUUGCUCUAUGUGGCAUAGAACAAAACACACAGAUAGAAAAAGAACUGCUUCCCUACAAGUAAAUCCUGCUUUCCAGGAACAACUGUAAGCGUUGCAUAAAACCUCAGGCUGUAAGUGGGUGCUCAGUUGCUUUGUGUAGAGAUUAAAGAUAGGAUCUGCUGCUCUUCAUAGAACUUACACUGAAGGUAUGAGCACAAAAAAAACAAGCUGGAGAAGUUUAGUGCCUGAUUGCAUGCCUUGAACUCUACCUUGUUUUGUGUUUCUCAGCUAAAAAAAUUAAAAUACUCUACCAAUACACCAUA